Molecule: messenger RNA, 1351 nt
Organism: Hippopotamus amphibius kiboko
Lineage: Eukaryota; Metazoa; Chordata; Mammalia; Artiodactyla; Hippopotamidae
Gene: UCN
Product: urocortin
Exons: 2
Coding region: 786-1196 (136 amino acids)
Biological process (GO): negative regulation of feeding behavior
Cellular component (GO): extracellular region
Molecular function (GO): hormone activity
Source: RefSeq, a predicted model, not a curated record
AUUCCCAGGAGAAAAAUUAACUUGGCUACUCUCCUGGUUUGGGGCAAACCUAGAAGCAGAUGGACCAGACUUUUGUUGUCUGAAAGCACCCUGAAUCCAGAGCCCCUCUGUUUUAUGGUGCCUCAGUCAGACAGCCCUAGAAUUUAGAUCCUGGGACUGGAAAGAGAUCAAGAAUCCUGGCAGCUCAAGCUGCCUCAGUCGCCUCUUGUGUGGGCAUCAUGGUGGUAGCUGAGUGCCAACAGUGCUGUCCUGAUUGCCUCUGUUUACAGAACUGAUAAGUAGGGAAGGGACUGGAUCUGAGCAGAACAGCAUUCUCCCAAGGCCUUUGGCCACUUUUAGAGGCUGAGGACAAGGUCAGCACCACGGACAGCCCCCCGGUCCAGCCUCCUUUUCGUACGCCAGAGAAGAGAUCUGGACUAGUCUGGUCUGGGGACCGGCCCCCUAGUCACUGCUGGCUGUUCUAAGCAAGUGGAGGACUCUCAUGGCUCCCAGAGCAAUCUUUAUGCCCCAACAGGCUUCUCCCUCUCUUGAGCCCGGUGUCACUUCCAGAGACCGAAGUCUAGUGUCCUGAGGCAUGCUCCUUGGGGUCUCGCAGCCGCAAGGGUCGGACUCGAAGCUGCGGCUGUCAUUGCUCUACAAUCAGUGCAUGUUCCUCGCUGACGUCAGCCGGAGCUGUCCUGGCGCUAUAUAAGGCUGGCGGCGGUCCCGGGACAGACCCCGUGUUCCCCAAGGCGCCCUCAGCCCGCCCCGAGGGACAGACUGGAGCUCCGUCCUGCAGGGUGCAGAUGCUCUCCGGCAAACUGGCCGGUGGCACCAUGAGGCCGGCGGGACGCGCGGCGCUGCUGGCCGCGCUGCUGCUUCUGGCACUGCUGCGCCCGGGGAGCAGCCAGUGGAGCGCGGCGGCGGCGGCGGCCGGGGUCCAGGACCCGAGUCUGCGCUGGAGCCCCGAGACGCGGAACCACGGCGGCGGGGCCCGCGCUCUCCUCUUGCUGCUGGCGGAGCGCUCCCCGCGCCGCGUGGGGCAGGGCCGAUGGGGACCCGGGAUCGCAGGCGAGCGGCCGCGACGGGACGACCCUCCGCUGUCCAUUGACCUCACCUUCCACCUGCUACGGACCCUGCUGGAGCUGGCGCGGACGCAGAGCCAGAGGGAGCGCGCCGAGCAGAACCGCAUCAUAUUCGACUCGGUGGGCAAGUGAUCAGCGGGGUCUGGGGCCCCGAAAAUCUCGACCCCCACCCCCCUCCCCGGGGCUGAGACGUGCGCGACAGGAACUGACCCAGUCCCGCCGGGGCAGAGCGGCCUAGGGAUACCUUGGGCACCCUCCAGUGUUACUAGUUUUUAAUAAAAGUGCUG